Phragmites australis (common reed) is the source of this 2466-nucleotide messenger RNA. RefSeq names its product cytosolic invertase 1-like. NCBI's taxonomy places the organism in Eukaryota, Viridiplantae, Streptophyta, Magnoliopsida, Poales, Poaceae. The record is from RefSeq and is a predicted model, not a curated record. Gene Ontology annotation, biological process: sucrose catabolic process. Gene Ontology annotation, molecular function: sucrose alpha-glucosidase activity; endo-alpha-N-acetylgalactosaminidase activity. The coding region runs from base 545 to 2257 and encodes 570 amino acids. The transcript has 4 exons.
GAUAUGAUAUUAACAAGUCUAGCCGAGCCAUACUAAACUAUACCUAGAUAGUCCCUUACCGUUCGAGGCCGGACCGCCCAUUUCACCACCUAUGUAACCAACCAGCCAGGCAACCGCCUCUUCGCCACCACCCCAAGCACACGCAAACGGCGAGCGAGCCGCAGGCGCGCCACAUCAGCGCGGGUUCCACAAAAUCCGAAACCGACCACAACCAGCUCCUCCGCCCCAUGGGCCCACACCUUGCUCGUCCCCACACAUCAUCCACCUGUCCGCCAGGCUCCUUUAUGUACCCACCGUUCCCGCUCCGGAGCGGAAGCCGAGACAGACUCUGCAGCCGCGCCACGCGACUCCGAUUCCGACUCGCCGGGAAAGAAACCCCGCUCCGGCGAGCGCGUAUAUACAAGCUCGGCCUCUCUUCACCGUCCUUUUCGCCCUCCUCCUCCUCGCCGUCGUCUCGUUGCGCAGCAACCGAAUCGCUUCUCUCCUCGUCGCGCGGGCAGGGGGACUGUACCCAGGCGCCAAGACGGCGGCGGCAGCGUACGAGAUGGAGGCGGCGGGGGGCGGGGCCGUCGCGGCCGCGAUGCGGAAGGCGUCGUCGCACGCGUCUUUGGCGGACCCGGACGACUUCGACCUGACGCGGCUGCUCAACCACCGGCCGCGGAUCAACGUGGACAGGCAGCGGUCAUUCGACGACCGCUCGCUCAGCGAGUUCUCGCUCUCCGGGACGGGCCGCGGGGGGUGGGGAGGAGGAGGGAUGGACAGCUACGAGAGCAUGUACUCCCCCGGCGGCGGGCUCCGGUCCUUCUGCGGUACGCCAGCCUCGUCCACGCGACUCUCGUUCGAGCCCCACCCGCUCGUCGGCGAGGCCUGGGACGCGCUGCGCCGAUCCCUCGUGUCCUUCCGCGGCCAACCCAUUGGCACCAUCGCCGCCGUCGACCACUCCUCCAGCGAAGUCCUCAACUACGACCAGGUGUUUGUGAGGGACUUCGUGCCGAGCGCGCUGGCCUUCCUGAUGAACGGGGAGCCGGACAUCGUGAGGAACUUCCUGGUGAAGACGCUGCUGCUGCAGGGGUGGGAGAAGAGGAUCGACCGGUUCAAGCUCGGCGAGGGCGCCAUGCCGGCGAGCUUCAAGGUGCUCAAGGACCCCAAGCGUGGCGUCGACACCCUCGUGGCGGACUUUGGGGAGAGCGCCAUUGGCCGCGUCGCUCCGGUGGACUCCGGGUUCUGGUGGAUCAUCCUACUGAGGGCCUACACCAAGUCGACCGGCGACAUGACGCUGGCCGAGACGCCCAUGUGCCAGAAGGGGAUCCGGCUCAUCAUGAACCAGUGCCUCGCCGAGGGCUUCGACACCUUCCCCACCCUGCUCUGCGCCGACGGCUGCUGCAUGAUCGAUCGCAGGAUGGGUGUGUACGGGUGCCCGAUCGAGAUCCAGGCCCUGUUCUUCAUGGCGCUGCGGUGCGCGCUGCUGAUGCUCAAGCCGGACGCGGAGGGGAAGGAGAUCAUGGAGCGGAUCGUGACGCGGCUGACGGCGCUGAGCUACCACAUGCGGAGCUACUUCUGGCUGGACCUCCAGAAGCUCAACGACAUCUACCGGUUCAAGACGGAGGAGUACUCCCACACGGCCGUGAACAAGUUCAACGUCAACCCGGAGUCCAUCCCGGACUGGCUCUUCGACUUCAUGCCCAGCCACGGCGGCUACUUCGUCGGCAACGUCAGCCCCGCCCGGAUGGACUUCCGGUGGUUCGCGCUCGGCAACUGCGUCGCCAUCUUGGCCUCGCUGGCCACGCCCGAGCAGGCGACCGCCAUCAUGGACCUCAUCGAGGAGCGGUGGGAGGACCUGAUCGGCGAGAUGCCGCUGAAGAUAUGCUACCCAGCGAUCGAGGGCCACGAGUGGCAGACCGUGACGGGCUGCGACCCCAAGAACACCAGAUGGAGCUACCACAACGGGGGAUCUUGGCCAGUGCUGCUCUGGCUGCUCACUGCUGCCUGCAUCAAGACCGGACGGCUGAAGAUCGCGAGGCGCGCGAUCGAGCUGGCCGAGGCGAAGCUGGCGAGGGACGGCUGGCCGGAGUACUACGACGGCAAGCUCGGGCGGUACAUUGGCAAGCAGGCGAGGAAGUUCCAGACAUGGUCCACCGCGGGGUACCUGGUGGCCAAGAUGAUGCUGGAGGACCCCUCCCAUCUCGGCAUGAUCUCCCUCGAGGAGGACAAGGCGAUGAAGCCGGUGUUGAGGAGGUCAGCCUCUUGGACGGUGUAAGAUGGUGGUGAAAACUUGACACAGUGUUAGUCAGAAAAGACAAGAAAAAGAAUGUCUUUUGGGUUAGCAUUUGUUCUUUUCAACUCCCUACGUUCCCAAUUGGGGAUUCAUGCAUGUUUUAGUUGGCUCCCACGUAUGAGUCUCAGUUGUAAAUUAUGUACGUAAUCGUCUGAAAAUAAUGAAACAUCGAAAAGCCAUUUCAUCUUUCA